This is a messenger RNA of Metarhizium acridum CQMa 102, 6552 nucleotides long. Its product is annotated as putative secondary metabolism biosynthetic enzyme. The record is from RefSeq and is a predicted model, not a curated record. NCBI's taxonomy places the organism in Eukaryota, Fungi, Ascomycota, Sordariomycetes, Hypocreales, Clavicipitaceae. Gene Ontology annotation, molecular function: fatty acid synthase activity. Gene Ontology annotation, biological process: fatty acid biosynthetic process; secondary metabolite biosynthetic process.
AUGCGUGUAAAUACGCCAUCUCUGUUGAUAUGCGGCCCCAUGAUAUCGCAAGCUGAUGCUGCGUAUCUGCCACGAAUUCGGUCCAGCCUUCUAUACAACAAAGACCUUUCAUGCCUACGUGAAGCCGUUUCAGAGCUACCCGAUCUCUGGCUACGCCUUGUUAGGGAAGAGCCGUCUCUCGGGCAGAUUGAUGCGGCGCUAUUUCUUGACAACUUAUCACAAUGGGUUAGGGAAAAUGCCACCCAGCCCACAGCAAGUCGUGACUCGAGAAACACGCAAUGGGCGGUAUUAACUGUACUAUUCCAGAUUGUGGAAUAUAUGGAGUAUUUGGAUAAUUUCUCUUCGCGGGACGAGGACGGGUGUGGAAACCUGGAUGCCCACACUGCGCUUCUGGAUCAUCUCCACGAUGGAGGCAUCCAGGGCUUAUGCAUCGGUCUUCUCACAGCGUUGGCACUCGCCUGCGCUUCAGGACGUACUGAAAUAGCAAAAUAUGGAGCCGUUGCUGUUAGGAUAGCUUUGUGUUGCGGGGCGUACAUUGAUCUCAACGAAGCAUGCUUACCGGCGAAGACUAUCUGUGUCACCGCCCGGUGGCCGGGCGAUGAUGGCGACGAUAAGGGAGGUAUCGAUCGAAAAUAUGAUGAGCUCAUACAAGCCGUCUUUGACAAAUAUCCGGACGCCUACAAGAGCGUUCAGGCUGACGUUUCCACCGUGACCAUUACGACAAACGAGCGCGACGUAUUGGGCCUGGUGACUGAGCUAGAGAGGUGCGGUGCAAUAUCGAAAAGUAUUGACCUUCAUGGACGUUAUCACUACGGGGGUAAUCGAACCGCGCUGCUCAGUCUAUUGCGGCUUAGCAAGGCUCUGCCCAUGCUUCAAUUUCCCCAAGGUUCGCGGCUUCUCGUGCCGGUCAGGAACAACUGCAAUGGAACUGUAGCGGAGGAUAGCACAGAAUUGCACGAGAUGGCUUUGCGAUGCAUCCUCGUCGAAAACGCCGAGUGGUACAAAACAAUAUCAAGCUCCCUUGACGCAAAUGCCAGUCACGCACAGCUACUUGUUCUUGGUCCAGUUAAAUGUGUACCUCGAUCACUCUUACUCAACUUACCUCAGCCGAUAUCUCUGAGUGCCAGUGAAAAAGCCGACGACAGCUACCCUGACCAGUCCAUCGCUAUUAUAGGGUCGUCGUGUUGCUUUCCAGGCGCUGAGAAUGCAAUGCAAUUGUGGGAAUUUAUUCGAACCAAACAAACUCGUGGCUCUAUCGGUGAUGCCGGAUUUUUUGAUUGCUCUUUCUUCCGAAAGUCCCCUCGGGAAGCCGAAUAUAUGGAUCCUCAACAGCGACUUGGCCUUCACCUGGCGCAGGAAGCCCUAGAAUCGGGAGGUUACUUUAGCCCGUCUUCUUCUGCCACCAAAGAUGUAGGCUGCUACCUUGGUAUCUCUUCCUGCGACUAUGAGGACAACGUGAAUUCUCACCCACCAACUGCGUACUCAUUCACUGGUACUGCGCGUGCUUUUGCCAGCGGCCGAAUAAGCCACUUCUUCGGCCUUACCGGGCCAUCCAUGGUGAUGGACACUGCGUGCUCAUCUUCAGGGGUUGCUAUUAACACCGCAUGCCGCGCCAUUCAGUCAGGGGAAUGCACCAUGGCCCUAGCUGGAGGCAUUAAUCUGAUAUCUAGGGAGGCCAGAACGCAGCAAAACCUAGCGGCAGCUUCAUUUCUCAGCCCGACGGGAGAGUGUCGGCCCUUUGAUUCGAAAGCGAAUGGUUAUCGUCGUGGUGAAGGCGGCGGUCUUGUGCUUUUGAAGAAGCUGUCGUCCGCGGUGGCGGAUGGAGACGUUAUCCUCGGCGUGAUAGCAGCCACGGCUGUGAAUCAAAGCGAAGGAAACAAGUCCAUCACCCUUCCCUCAUCGGAAUCACAGACCAGUCUAUACCAGAGAGUUCUAGAGUCGGCAAACCUGAAACCCAAACACAUUUCAUAUGUAGAAGCUCACGGUACUGGGACGCAAAAGGGUGAUCCAAUAGAGUGUCAAAGCAUUCGAAACGUCUUUGGACGAACCAGUCGUCCUAAUUGCAGGCAGCUACACGUCGGGUCGAUCAAGAGUAACAUUGGUCACAGUGAAGCGGCGUCUGGCAUAGCUGCGCUCCUCAAGAUACUGCAGAUGUUGCAUCAUCGACUGAUUCCCCCACAGGCGAAUUUUGAGGAGCUCAACCCAGCAAUAGCUCCUCUGCUCGAUGAUAAUAUUGAGAUUUCUCGACAGACAAAGCCAUGGGAGGAGCGGUUCAGAGCUGCGUUAGUUAAUAACUACGGCGCAUCUGGCACCAAUGCUGCUAUGCUUGUGUGCCAGCCUCCCUCAAUCCAUCAUAGCUUGUCAUUGGUUCUCAAUCGGCCUUCCCAUUAUCCUAUUCUGCUCACUUCCCACUCACAUGAUGGCCUACAACUGUAUUGCCGCAGUAUUCUCAAGUAUAUUGAGAACCGGAGUAAUGUUGUCAGCGACGAGGAAGUACUAUCCAACACAGCAUUCCAUCUUGCUCAACGCCAGGACCAAGGUUUGAGUUGCCGCUUGGCAUUGUCUGUCGGCUCUAUCGACGAAUUGAAACACAAGUUACAGUCGCAAUCUCCAAUCAACCAGGCUUACAAACAGGCACCAAACAAGCAGCAUAAUGGACAACCGGUGGUGGUCGUUCUGGCUGGCCAGACCGGCCGUCGAGUUCGCCUUAGCCACGACAUUUACGCCAGUUCAGCGUUGUUACAGCGUCAUUUGGAGAGAUGUGACCGCUUACUACAAACCAUGGGCUUUGCUAGCUUGUUCCCUGACAUUUUUGGCACGGAGCCUGUCGAGGGCUUGGUUCAAGCUCACUGCAUGCUGUUUUCGCUGCAAUACUCGGUGGCCAUGUCAUGGAUCGACUCUGGUUUAAAGAUUGAUGCUUUAGUUGGUCACAGUCUCGGCCAAUUAACGGCUCUUUGUAUCAGCGGUAAGCUGAGCUUGCAGGAUGGACUGAAGCUGAUCUCCGGCCGGGCAUCGCUCAUACAGAGUAAAUGGGGGGCGGAUUGCGGCGCUAUGCUCCACGUUGAUGCAGAUGAAGAAACCGUCCAAGCCCUAGCAGACUCCAUGCCUGCAGGGUACAAGGUCGAAAUUGCGUGCUACAACUCUUCUCAAAGCCACGUUGUCGUGGGGACAAAGGCAGCCAUCACAGCUUUCGAGAAGGCUGCUGACUUGCGAGGCGUGUCGUUCCGGCGUUUGGCAGUAUCACAUGGUUUUCAUUCUGAGAUGAUAGAGUGCAUCCUACCUGACUACCAUAAGCUGAUCCAAGGACUAGUGUUGAAACGUCCAGCCAUUGCUAUUGAGCCCUGUUCAAAAUCUGGUCACAGCUGGGUAAACGCGACACCAGAGACUGUAGCUCGGCAGUCCCGCGAGCCAGUUUACUUUGCCGACGCUAUUUCCAGAAUUGAGCAGCGCUUUGGGUCUUGCAUUUGGCUUGAGGCAGGAUGCGGAUCUGCCGGAGUCAACAUGGCGCGGCGUGCCCUCACGCAUGGCCCAACUCGCAGUCUAUCAACCCAUUCAUUUUAUCCUGCAGCACUAGGCGAAUCAGACUCGGUUAAGGCUCUAGCAGAAAUGACUGUUAAUCUCUGGAAUUCAGGCAUACGGGUUCAGUUUUGGCUAUAUCACCGCUCUCAGACAAGAUCUGCGGCACCGUCGGAACUCCCACUUCACCCUCUUGUGAAGUCGCAGUACUUGUUACCUGUGGUUAAGCAUUCCCAUAAAUCGCAGAACGAGGAAGUCAGUCACCCUCUUAUCCAAGAAAAGCUGCAAUUAGUCUCCCUAAUUGGGCAAACACAAAAUGCGGGUUCGCAAAUAGUAGAGUACUCCAUCAACCAGGAUAGCGACGAGUAUUCCAUGCACAUUCGAGGGCGGACAGUCUUUGAGCACCUUCUAGCUCCAUCAUCUUUGUACAUAGAAUCCGCCAUCCGCGCGUUUCGCUUACUCUCGACUCAUAAGUUAGUCGCUAUCUCAACUUCUGCCUCGAUGGAAUUGAAGAAUCUCAAGCUUCAUGCGCCAUUCGGCUUCGACCUGCAAAAAUCCUUGCGUUUGACAUUACGAAAGCUGGGAGAAGAUGCUUGGCAGUUCCGGGUAGAGAGUCACCCCAUUCAUGAAAGAGAACGAGGCUCUGUACUCCAGGCCACGGGUGUCAUUACCUUGCAGGAAGCGUAUUCUCAUCUCGCUCCACACCGUCCACUUCUUCGUCGCCUGUACGACCGAUGCGAAGACUUGGGCAAAGACAUCAGCGCCUCGGUCGUACAAGGUGACUUUAUCAAGAAAAUCAUAAACAGUGUGGCGAGAUAUGACGACAGAUAUAUUGGAGUACGCUCUAUUGUAUCAAAGGGAUUGGAGGCAGUUGCUAACGUUCUUGAACCUGAGAUCGCCUCACAAUAUACUCCGACCGCACCCUUCAACCCCUUGUUACUAGACAACUUUUUGCUGAUAGCCGAGAUCCAGGCCAACCACCUGGGAGGUGUGACACCUGAGGAAAUGUACAUUUGCAAUGGUUUCGACGCCGCUACGGCUCAUAGUAUUCCCGAAGACUCGGAGCCCUGUACGAAAGGACAUUGGGUUGGUCUGUAUAGCUUCGAUCAUAAGGACAACGACGGCAUCCUGUGUGACAUCUUCAUCUUCUGUGCGGAGCGCAAAAUCCUGUCAAUGACAAUACUUGGCGCAAAAUUUCAAAAAGUUGCCAUUAGUUCUUUGAAACGUGUGCUCAAAGCAAUUAAUCGAGUUCCACAAACCUCAGGUGGCAGAGCACCAGGCAGCUCCAUCACCGAGUUUAUCAGCGGAGACGACGCGAGCUCUUAUCUCCCAAUUUCCGGUGCAAAUAAAUCGAUUUUGAUCAAAGAAGAUGAUUUCGGUUUCACGACAACCAAUAGUCACAUCGAUUCAGAUAACCAGUUGAUCCCAGAAUAUGACGCGAUUUCAGGCUCCUCUCGGUCCACAUCUUCCAGCCCUCCCAGUCCGGAAUCGCGAUCACAAGCAGCUAUGGACCUUGAUGAAAUAACAGAGGGACCGGGCAGUGCCCUACUGAAUCUACUUUCCAAUCAUUUGAACUAUCCUAAAGGUCUUUCUCCGGACACACCGUUGGGGGCAAUUGGACUAGACUCGCUGGUUGCGAUUCAACUCCAAUCAGACAUCGAGCAGAUGUUUGGAAAGAAUUCACAACUCAUGGACAUCAACGAGGGUUCUACAUUCUCAACCCUCUUUAACACGAUCUUUCCACAGGACCAGGCUGAUCAGUUUGGGACUAUCCCUUUGCCCGACCAGGUAGGCAAGGACAGGUUUGAGUCGGUCCCGCUUCGGCAGGAAUACGGCCAUAUCAAGCAUACAGUCCCUUCCUUUAACGAUUCGUUUGAUCCUAGGUCAAAAAGCCUAUUUAUUCGCCAAGUUCCACGUGCCUUGGACGCCUUGACACACAGCACUUCCUCAGCUAUAAAGGCUGCUGGGUUCCAUGGUUUCUUUUCACAUGUACACCCAAGGCAAAGAUCUCUGGUUCUAGCCUACAUCUUGCAGGCUUUCCGGGAACUAGGAUGCGACAUAAGGUGCCUGGAAGUAGGGGAUGAACUCCCCUCCGUCCAUUUCAAGCCCAAAUACCAAAAUUUGAUCAAUCGCUUUUUCGACAUCCUAGGAAGCGAGGGCGUAAUCAAUGUUUCGAAUAAGCGUUACCUGGGUGGUCUGUCUUCGCUCCCAGAGAGGACCCCUGAGGAUAUGCACAAGGCUAUUUUGAAUGACUACCCAAGCUAUCAUCCAGACCACAAGUUGUUACACGCUACUGGGGCCCGCCUUGCGGACUGCAUCUCGGGCAAGGUAGACCCUCUGCAGAUCCUCUUUCAAAACGCGGCCUCGAUUAAACUCUUGGAAGAUGUCUAUGUUAAAUCACCCAUGUUUGGAACAGGCAAUCUAUUACUAGGCGAAUUAAUGACUCGUCUCUUUUCUUACGACAAGACAUCAGAUAGGCCACACCAAAUCCGCAUUCUGGAGAUUGGGGCGGGCACGGGAGCAACAACACAGCUCGUGGUAGAUCGAUUACUGCAGUGUAACAUGGAUUUCACUUACACUUUUACUGACAUCUCCGCUGCUCUCGUCACUAGCGCAAGGGAGAAGUUUCUCUCCCGACAUGGUCAGCAUCAGCCAUUUAACAUGGAGUUUGAGACGCUUAAUAUUGAGAAGGAGCCCCCGGCACGUUUUGCACAAUCGUACGACCUGGUUAUUUCGGCAAACUGUAUUCACGCAACGCGAGAUCUGCGAAAGUCCUGUAGUAAUAUAGAAAAGCUGCUUCGAAAGGACGGGGGUAUGUUAUGCCUUUUGGAGUUAACGCGGCCACUAGGAUGGUUAGACUGUGUCUUUGGCUUGCUGGACGGAUGGUGGCGUUUUGAUGACCAUCGGACAUAUGCUCUAGCCGGGGAGCAGGAUUGGAAGAAAAUCCUACUGCAGUCGGGCUUUGACCAUGUUUAUUGGACUGAUGAUGGUUCACGCGAAGCCCAGCAGCUGCGACUGAUUACUGCAUGGCGUUGA